Messenger RNA from Benincasa hispida (wax gourd), 3003 nucleotides. RefSeq names its product CCT motif -containing response regulator protein (gene TOC1). The record is from RefSeq and is a predicted model, not a curated record. Gene Ontology annotation, molecular function: protein binding. Gene Ontology annotation, biological process: phosphorelay signal transduction system; cytokinin-activated signaling pathway. NCBI's taxonomy places the organism in Eukaryota, Viridiplantae, Streptophyta, Magnoliopsida, Cucurbitales, Cucurbitaceae.
CAAUAUCCCCUUUUACACUUUUUUCCCCAUCUCUUCUCUCUCUUCUGCUUUUGCUUUUGCUAUCGUGAGCUUCGUUUUUCAUCAAUCUCAGCCCUCCAUCUGCCACAUAUUUUCGAUCAGGCGGUGCAUUUUAGCUCAGAAGCUGAUCGAGCAAAGAUAUUUGUUUUUGCGAAAAGAAGAAAGAAAAAAAAAAUUCAAAAAACAGAGGCAAAGCAAAAGCUUCGUAGAUAAAACCAUUUACGGUGGCUAGCAAAAAAUCUUCUUUUGCCUUCGCUCGCGGCUCGCCGUAAACGCCACAGGGCAGCCAUCCAGACGUGUGCUAAAGUGCGCCUUCUUCGGUGAAGCGAUUCUUUUUUUUUUUUUUUUUUUUUUUUAUUGAUUUCUGGUGGUCACGUUUGAUCUUCGCCUCCCGAUCUUCCUGAAGUAGUUUACCUUUGUGGAGAGUAUAGCUUGCUCAAGUUAGCGCGAUUAAUUAACUGGUUCCACAGUCUUAUGAGUUCUUAACUGGGUUUUCUUUUUGGUUUGAUUUUGAUGUGGUUGGUGUUUAAUGAGAUGGGUGAUCUUCUGAUACGUGAAUGAAGUCACUGAUCGAAACCCUAACCCUAAGUUGGAUUCUGGGGGAAGAUUGACAAAGCUGUGGAUGGAAUUUCUCUAGUUUUGGUUUAUCGGUUAUGGAUUGCAAGGAGCUCAAUUUGAAUGAAGAUUGUGGUGGCUGUGGUAGCGGGGGAAAGAAUGGGGGAGAUGGGUUUAUAGACAGGAGCAAAGUGAGGAUUUUGCUGUGCGAUAAUGAUUCAAAAAGUUCAGAAGAGGUUUUCAAGCUUCUUCUGAAAUGUUCCUACCAGGUCAUUUCAGUGAGUUCAGCUAGGCAGGUCAUUGAUGCCUUGAAUGCAGAGGGACCUGAAAUUGAUAUUAUACUCUCGGAAGUUGACCUGCCAAUGGCCAAAGGUAUGAAAAUGUUGAAGUAUAUCACCCGGGAUAAAGAGCUCCGACGCAUUCCUGUUAUCAUGAUGUCAACACAAGAUGAGGUCCCUAUUGUCGUUAAGUGCUUGAGGCUUGGAGCAGCUGACUAUCUUGUAAAGCCUUUACGGACAAAUGAGCUAUUAAACUUGUGGACGCACAUGUGGAGGAGAAGACGCAUGCUUGGACUGGCAGAAAAAAACAUUUUGAAUUAUGAAUUUGAUAUGGUGGCAUCAGACCCAAGUGAUGCUAAUACGAAUAGUACCACUUUGUUUUCGGAUGACACUGAUGACAAGUCUCGUAGGAGCACAAAUCCAGAUGUGGGAAUUGCUGCGGCCCAUCAGGAAGAUGAGUCUGGUAUUGCCGCCGCACUUGUAGAGCCUCCUGCUGUUCAUACAAUGAAACAUCAGCCAGAUGUACCUGGAAUUAGUGAGCGCCGAACAGGGCAACCUUCAUCAUGCCCUAGAAAGAGUGAACUAAAGAUUGGGGAAUCCUCCGCAUUCUUUACCUAUGUCAAAUCAAGAAAUGUGAAAAAUAAGGCAGUAGAUGUUGAAGAUAAUGCUAAACGACUUUUGCUGGAUGAAAAUCAUCAAGAAACAAGUCAGCGUGCAGCUCGUCUUCCCCCAAUACAAGAAAGUGGGGAGACCUUGGAAAGCCAUUCCCAAGGAGACGAAUUCCCUAGCAGUAGUUUUCCUGAUUCUUUUUCUGUGGAGAGAUCUUGUACACCACCUGCUAGCACAGAAGUUCAAAGGGAAAGAAACAUCAAUGAAGAAAAUUGCUCUCAAGUCCUUGUUCAUCCUCGAAAUGGAUCUCAACUUGAUAUUUCAGGCCUACCUGUGCAAACACAAACUGCUUAUCCUUUUUAUAUGCCAGAGGGUAUGAUGUCGGCGCAACUGUACCAAAAGAACCUGCAUGAUAUGCAAAAUCAUGCGGCAAUGAUGUCGCAGUAUGGUCAUUUUCAUCAUUGCCCUCCCAAUGUAAGUGGGGUGGCAUCUUAUCCUUAUUACCCUAUGAAUAUAUGUUUACAACCUGGUCAAAUGCCAGCUACUACUACUAAUACUCAUUCAUGGCCAUCUCUUGGGAAUUCGUCUUCCAAUGAAGCAAAAUCAAACAAAUUUGAUAGAAGAGAGGCAGCACUGAUUAAGUUUAGGCAGAAAAGGAAGGAACGCUGUUUUGAUAAGAAGAUUAGGUAUGUUAAUAGGAAACGACUUGCAGAGAGGAGGCCUCGUGUUCGGGGUCAAUUUGUGAGAAAGGUAAAUGGUGUCAAUGUAGAUCUUAACGGACAGCCUGCAUCUGCUGAUGACGUUGAGGACGAAGAUGAGGAGGAGGAACUAUUAUCAAGGGAUUCCUCUCACGAGGAUGAUGGUUCAGGAUAUUAGAAAAGAUAUGCUGGGCAAGUGACCAAGGAAAUUCAUUUUGGAAUGGUUUAGUGGCAUGAAUUAUCCCUGGAAUACUUGAAAUUUAUGCUGUUAAAGCUUUAUGAUCAUUACUCGUUCCUGUAUGGAUCCGGAUGGAAUAUUUAUGAAGAAUGCAUAACCAUUUUUAUCCAGGGGAGCGAACGAGCAUAUUCACUGCAUGCAAUCUCAAUGUUGGCAGAUCAAAUUCUGCUGUUACAUGCCCAUUGGCCUGCACCAGGUCCUCGUAGCCUCCCGGUUAUUGGUGGCUUGGAAACCGCUUCUCUUGAGAGUAAUUUUAUCCGGUCUUGCUGCUCAUGGUGUGCUCAAGCAGGGGUCUUGAGGGCCAAAAUACACAUACUUCAAUAUCAUUUCCCUGGUGAAACUUAAAUGGGUCGAAUCAAUCGUCGAAAAUACAUUGACCAAUAUCGGACAAUUGCAGAGGAGAAUAGCUUGUUGGAAUGUCAUUCAAAUGAAGCCAAGAUCUUACCCUACCCCCAAGCCCAACUUAUGUAGUUUGUGAAAGAUCUGAAUCAAAAGAUCGACCAAUUUUAAUCAAAACUGGACAAGCCAUUUUCAGUGUAUUGUCUGAUAAGUUGAUGAAAGUUGUGUUAAUAUAAAAUUAUAUGUCAAGUAGGAACUUGAUUCUCUA